Messenger RNA from Otolemur garnettii (small-eared galago), 1937 nucleotides. It is a transcript of the gene ARL15, whose product is annotated as ADP ribosylation factor like GTPase 15. NCBI's taxonomy places the organism in Eukaryota, Metazoa, Chordata, Mammalia, Primates, Galagidae. The transcript has 5 exons. The record is from RefSeq and is a predicted model, not a curated record. Bases 111 to 725 code for a protein of 204 amino acids. Gene Ontology annotation, molecular function: GTPase activity; GTP binding.
UCUCGGCUAUUUUCGCUGUUGCUGGCUUUUUCAGGGGUUGCUCGCUCGCAGCCAGAGGAGCUGCUUUUUUUUCCGGGUUCGGAGCCGUUCCGGAUGCUUUAGGCUGCCGGAUGUCUGAUCUCCGGAUAACUGAGGCGUUUCUGUACAUGGAUUAUCUGUGUUUUAGAGCACUUUGCUGCAAGGGACCACCACCUGCACGCCCAGAGUAUGACCUGGUUUGCAUAGGCCUCACAGGUUCUGGUAAGACAAGUCUGUUGUCAAAGCUGUGCAGUGAAAGCUCUGAGGAUGUUGUGUCUACCACAGGUUUUAGUAUAAAAGCAGUGCCAUUCCAGAAUGCCAUCUUGAAUGUAAAAGAGCUUGGAGGGGCUGAUAAUAUCCGGAAAUACUGGAGCCGCUAUUACCAAGGAUCUCAAGGGGUAAUAUUUGUAUUAGACAGCGCCUCUUCAGAAGAUGAUUUAGAAACUUCUAGAAAUGAACUGCACUCAGCUCUUCAGCACCCACAAUUAUGCACUUUACCCUUUUUAAUAUUGGCCAAUCACCAAGACAAGCCAGCUGCCCGCUCUGUACAAGAGAUCAAAAAAUAUUUCGAACUUGAACCUCUUGCACGUGGAAAACGCUGGAUUCUACAUCCCUGCUCACUGGAUGAUAUGGACGCACUGAAAGACAGCUUCUCUCGGCUGAUAAAUUUGUUAGAAGAGAAAGACCAUGAAGCUAUAAGAAUGUGAAUUCUGGCAAAGAAAAUGGGCUCCCCAAAGGCCUUGAACGUAUCAUGUUAGUUUCUCAUCUUAAUUUUAUUUUGGUAUUAAGACUAUCAUGGCUUAAUUAUCUAUUUUUCUCUAGUUAUUUCAGACUCUCAUCUCUCUAUGAAAGCGAAUAUUCUGUACAUCAGGUGAAUUAUCCUCGGCAUUAACGUCAAGUACACACUACUGAGAGAGAAUUUAUUCUCUGUUGACCACUAAUUAUCUUCACCGCAUGUCUCUCCCUUCUGUUGUUCUAAGCGUCUCUUCUAUACUCCGUGCUAAAACGGAUGGAAAUCAUGGCUCACGGAAAUCAAGUCCCUUAGGAAGGACUUAGAAAAGCUCACAAGACCUUGACUAAUUUUCCGUGGGUUUGGGAGUGGAGUAUUUUGUGACUAGGACUCCACAUAAUAGGUAUAUCAUUUUCAAGAUCUCUUGGGGGUUUAUUUUGUUUUAUCUUAUUUUUGUUGUAUUUUGUUUUGUCUUUUAUACAUUGACUUUAUAGACUAUGAGAGAAAAAUGAGCACCAAAAACUUCACUUAAUCACCUUCUCAGAAAGGACUAUCCUGCCAGAGCAAAACUGACUUUGGAGGGUGAAAGACACCAUGCAUAUUUCCUUGACUACAUCUGAAGUCCCACUCCCCUCUCGAGACAUGGUGUUAGUUUUUGAUAGGAAUGAGAGGAAAUUUAGGCAGCCAGGCAUGCAUCAUUGAUUAUACUUGAUCAAGUCCUCAAAUAUUUUUUAAUGGAAAGAUUAGCCUAUAUAAAGUCAAGCUGCAAUAUAAUAUAGGUAUGUUUUUCUAAAAAAUUGGAAGUGUUUAAUUAGAGAACAUAAUUUUUAAAAUAGUAAAACAGCUCAAAGAAGCAUAGUUUCUACUGUUAAGGGUUUAACCUGGCAUUGAACAGAGCUAUCAAAGACAGAAUCAUGUGUAUAUUUGUUCAUCCAGUGCUAAUAUAGCUCAAGGGAGUCUGUUAAUGCCUUCCUCUAGUAGUUAAAGGUCUAUCAGUAUUUCUAUGGUAAACCUCUAUUUUCAGGGGUUUAAAUGUGCCCUUAAAAAAUGCACUGGGGCUGCAACAAAUAAUUUUAGGCCUCAGAGUCAGUCUUUGGAACUAAUUUUUUUUUUUCAUUUAAUUUAAGUGAUAAAAUUACUUGGAGCUAAAUACACAGUUUUACUAAGGCUUAUUGCCUUUGAUCUUUUC